Drosophila ananassae is the source of this 1752-nucleotide messenger RNA. RefSeq names its product membrane-bound transcription factor site-2 protease (gene S2P). The transcript has 3 exons. Gene Ontology annotation, cellular component: membrane; cytoplasm. Gene Ontology annotation, biological process: regulation of response to endoplasmic reticulum stress; membrane protein intracellular domain proteolysis. Bases 132 to 1649 code for a protein of 505 amino acids. The record is from RefSeq and is a predicted model, not a curated record. Gene Ontology annotation, molecular function: metalloendopeptidase activity. NCBI's taxonomy places the organism in Eukaryota, Metazoa, Arthropoda, Insecta, Diptera, Drosophilidae.
AAGUUAACAUAUGUUAACGUACAUUGUAUGUUAGCCAUGUUAACCAAGAGGAUUGUCAUCUUAAUAAAAAUAAAAAUUAAUAAAUAGAAGGUUUAUUAAAUAAAAUUUUGAAUUCCAUUGAUGGCGCUGAGAUGGACCCGGUGGUGUUCUUCGUGGUACUGACUUCGAUUUAUGUUGUCCUGUAUUUCUUCGAUCGCUUUUUCAAGAGCUGCAUGCACUACCCCUACGAUGCCUUUUUGAAGAAUACUGGCCUGACUGUCAAUUUCCUGACCAUCCACUGGCACACGACCGUCUUCAAUAGAACGCUACUGCGAUGGGGAUCCGCCGGGAACAGCUGCACCCGGAAGAUGAAGCUCACCAGCUUCAAUGUGGGUGUGGUGCUCACCUUCGCCCUGCUGCCCAUCGGGCUCAUCCUGCUCAUCGUGACCAUUUUCAGCAGCGGUGAGGCGGAGAGCACUGCCACAGCCGGUGGAGUACCGGUCCAGCUUGAGAUCCUGUUGCCGGGUGUUAAUCUACCUCUGGAGGAGUUUGGCUACUACAUAACCACUUUGGUCCUUUGUCUGGUGGUGCAUGAGAUGGGUCAUGCCGUGGCUGCCGUGCUCGAGGAUGUUCCAGUCACGGGAUUCGGUAUAAAGUUUUUCUUCUGUCUGCCUUUGGCCUACACGGAGCUGUCUCACGACCACCUAAAUGGCCUGCGCUGGAUCCGUAAGCUGCGCGUACUGUGUGCCGGAAUCUGGCACAACUUUGUCUUUGCCGGCGUGUGCUAUCUACUUAUAUCGACUGUGGGCAUUACCAUGUCGCCGUUAUACACUUACAACGAACACGUAGUGGUUACGGAACUGACACGAAAGUCACCGCUACGUGGGGAGCGUGGCCUUCAGGUGGACAACCAGGUCACCCAGAUCAACGGUUGCCCGGUGACCAGCGAGGAGAGCUGGCAAUCCUGCCUGCUAAGCUCCGUAAAACAGAAACCCGGCUACUGCGUGAGUGCGGACUUUGUCCAGCUGAACGAUGAGAGCAGCGCCAUUUCGCACCACGCCAUCGACGGCCAACUGCAGUGCUGCGACGAACUGAAUCCCAAUGUGAGCUGCUUUGAGGUUGUCGAGGAUGCGAACGGUGAUGUGCCUGUGGAGCUGCCCCAGCACGUGUGCCUCAAUGUUCGUCGCACCCUCGAGGAGGUCACUGAACACUGUUCUUCAGGCGUCUGCUCCGAGGGCUUCUGCCUGCGCCCGUUGAUGCGCAACAUUACUGCCAUAAUGACGUUCAAGCGCACAAAUGCGCGGGGCGAAAAGCUCCCUCCCGUCAUCUACGUGGGCCAUCCGUGGGAUGUGAUCCGUACAGUGGGCGUGUCUGCUUUUGUGCCACGCCACUCGUUUCUAAAGGCCGGCUGGCCUGACGCUUGGCUGUUGCUCCUCAAAUACAAUGUGGUCUUUAGCAUCGGUUUGGCUUUGAUAAACGCCAUUCCAUGCUUCGGAUUCGAUGGCGCCCACAUCACCAGCACUGUGAUACACAGCUUCCUGGUGGGCCGUGUGGACCAGUACGCCAAGCGGGAUCUUAUCUCGGUGAUCAUCACCAGCGUGGGAUCGCUACUUUUUGCGUUAGCCAUGCUGAAGGUGGCUUGGCUCAGCUUUCUGCGACCACUGCUUUAGGAAAUGUUAAAUGGAAUCUGGGAGUCCAACUCCUCAAGACGCUAGACUGCUUUUCACUUUCACAACAAAGAAAUACACGAGCCAGCGAAUGUAGCACCUCAAA